AUGCUAGUUUUCGCCACAACACUGGCUCUUAUUAAAGGCCACAGAGACACAGUGUGUGGGACAGCUUACUCCGGGGCUGCGUUUCACAUCAUACCACCACCAUCAUACCAGCUCUCCAGAGCCAGAGCACCCUACGUGACCCUGGUUUGCGGGGAGAGUAAUGGGCGCGUGGUUACGUUAGCUACGGCGCCACCCUGCCGCAAACACCCGCCGGUAUGCGCGACCAUACACAGGCUCCAGGAGGAUGAGGAAGAGGAGGUAGAAGAGGAGAUGAGGAAGAGAAGGAUAAAUGAGGAGGUUGAAGUGGUGGAUGAGAAGGAGGUGGAAGAUGAGGAGGAUGAAGAUGAAUGGGAGGAAGAGGAAAAGGUGAAGGAUGAGGUAGAAGAGGAGGAGAAGGAGGACGAGGUGGAGAAGGUGGAAGAUGAGGAGAAUAAGAAGGAGAUGGAUAAUAAGAAGGAUGAUGUAGGGCAGGAGGAGGUUGAAGAUAGUGAGGAGGUGGAGGUGGAUGAUGAGGAGAAUGAGGUGGAACAGGAGGAGGUGGAUGAGGAGCAAGAUGAGGAUGAGGAAGGUGAGGAGAAUAAGCAGGAGGUGGAGAAUGAGGAGGAUAAGGUGGAUGAGGAGAAGGAUGAGGAAGGUGAGGAGAAUAAGCAGGAGGUGGAGAAUGAGGAGGAUAAGGUGGAUGAGGAGAAGGAUGAGGAAGGUGAGGAGAAUAAGCAGGAGGUGGAGAAUGAGGAGGAUAAGGUGGAUGAGGAGAAGGAUGAGGAAGGUGAGAAGAAUAAGCAGGAGGUGGAAAAUAUGGAGGAUGAGGUGGAAGAGGAGAAGGACGAGGAAGAUAAGGAGAAUAAGGAGGAGGUGGAAAAUAAGGAUGAGGAAGAUGUGGGGGUGGAAGAAGUGGAGGAUGAGGAGGAGCUGAAGGAUGAGGUGGAAAAAGUGGAAGAUGAGGUGGAUGAUGAAGAGGAUUGGAGCAUGACGUGGAAAAGGAGGACGAGGAUGAGGAGGAAAAUGAAUGGGGUCAAGUCUUUUUACGAGUACUGUCUAAAACGACACUGA
Messenger RNA from Astyanax mexicanus (Mexican tetra), 1050 nucleotides. Its product is annotated as cilia- and flagella-associated protein 251-like. The transcript has 5 exons. Lineage: Eukaryota; Metazoa; Chordata; Actinopteri; Characiformes; Acestrorhamphidae. The coding region runs from base 1 to 1050 and encodes 349 amino acids. The record is from RefSeq and is a predicted model, not a curated record.